AAGUUCACUUGCGAAAUCAUAACAUAUUGGAAAUGCUUCAAAGACUAUAAGCUAAAUCCAUCGUAGGAUUAAAAUAUGAAAGAAAGCUUGAUACUGUAGAGAUGAAUAAAAAUGGAUAGCAGGAUAAGUGAGAGGGCAGUUGCCUCACGCCUUCUCCAGUACCAUAUAGACCUUACUCGCAUCAAGAACAACUACAGCACACAACUUGCCUCAUUAACGAUAAUUCAAGAAUUCUUAAAGAAUGACAAAAAUGGCAAUAUCAGUCAAUUGUUCAUGGACAGAGGACUUUUAGAAACUCUUUUGAUAACUGUGGACUCGGCACUAGAUAUCCAGUCAGAAUUGGCUUCCCUUGAUGUAUCAUUGAAAUGUCUUUGGUUUUUGUCACAGCUGUCAAUAGGGCCUCUUCAACGUAUGAUAUCAGGCGACGUUAUGAGGUGCCUGCUAUACUUGUUGAAUGUUAACGGCAGCAUUUAUCAUUUUACAUCAAAAUUUACAAGAAAUUUUCAACUGCUUUGUGAAAACAAGCACUUGAUAGGGAGAAUAAAAACCAAGAUAAUGUCUUCAGAAAUGCACAAACAAGUACACAAACUUUCAAAUCUAAAGUUAAAGGAUUUGGACAUGUUGCCUAGCAACUUAAAAAUUUGUUCAUUGUUUGACACCAGUGAUUCUGACAGGGAUGUGAAUAUCACAGAUCAUCUCUUGGAAAAUUUUAAACAAGAUUCCUGGCCAAACAUGAUAGAGAUUGAGGAAACACAAGAAGAUGAGGAAAAGUGGGAAGACAUUUUUGUGUCAGAUGUCAUUGAUGGACCAUUAUUUUGGGCACACAUAGGCAUGUCUACCAUCGAAACAGUUCACAACAUAAAGAUGGCCUUAGAAACAGCAAAUCUCCAGCCAGCUAGAUGUACUGUAGGUGACAUUGUUGUUGCCGUAAAGACACUGGAUACUAAGCAGUCUUUUUACAUGCGGGCUAGGGUUAUUAAGGUUGAUCAGUGGAAGGUCCAAGUCUGGGCUUUGGACUAUGGAUACAAGAUGGACAUACACUGUGAUCUAGUAUAUACCUUACCAGACCACCUUAGUACACACAAGUUUCCUCCACAAAUAUCGUUGUGUAAACUGGCAGGAGUAUCACCACCACCUCGCCAUCAGGUUAUCCCACAGCUGGCAGCCGCAAUUCUCAGUAACAUCUGUCAGAAAAGUAUUCCUGCUUGUGAGAUUUUGGCUGAGCAAGGUGGACUAGAAAUCCUUGAGACAUUUAUAUAUCUUUGUCCUGAGCCAGAAACUAUCUGCUGUGUCCUGAGACUGAUCACCAACAUCUCCUUCCAUUCAAAGAUGUCCUCUAGCAUCUCCAAUAGUAACCUCACUGAGUGUGUUUUAGACAGCAUAUCCAAGUUCCUGGUCUAUCCUCCUGCCUCACAGAAGAACCUGUUGGUUUCAGGGUUGAACUGUCUCUGUAACAUGCUAUUCAAAAAUGACAAGGCCAGAGACAAAUUCUACCAUCAUGAAGGUAUCAACACCUUAAUGAAAGUUGUCUUCCAACAUCCUAACAUCAAAUACAAGAUUUACCAUGCUGGGACACAUCUGCUUCGUAUCUUUGUCCGAAGAAUAGACACAGAACGAUCUACAGUGCUGCAUCAUAGGCGCACAUUGGGAAGACAUCAUGGCAACAGUACAGGCAGAUCCAAAAGUCAAGACAAACAUGUUGACCCAAAAUUGAAGAACUGUCCAAAUGAGUUUGCCAGGAUGAUACAGUCACUUAACAUUGAAGAAAAACAAUUAAAGAACACAUCAUUUCAACCAAGAAUGUAUGAGACAGCUUGGUCAGAUGAGUCUGAUUCUGAUGAGGACUGCCACCAUGUCACACGAGUCAGCGAAGAUACAGACGGCAGCAGUAGGCGUGUAACAACAUGUGAUGCUGCAUAUUACUACGGAAAAUCACCUGACAAGACAUUCAUUCUUGGUUCUGGAGUGGAAUUUGAGAAUGACACAACACAUGAAUUACGGCCAAAUAAAUCCACUGACAAGGUUUCGCCUUCUGUCUUGGCCAAGCAUGUGUGCGGCUUCCUGAACAGUGGGAAAGGUGGCAGCAUAUACAUUGGAAUUCGGAAUACUGUCCACGGUGUGGAAUUGAAUCGAAAUGACCGUGACGAUUUUCGUCUUAGUGUGGACCGGAUGAUGUGUGAUAAAAUAUUACCUUGUGUUCUUCAUUCCAUGUUUGAUGUUAUUUAUACACCUGUUGUGGAACAUGACAAAGAAACAGACACAUUUUUGCCUGUUGAAGAUCUCUUUGUGGCAGAGAUCAUCAUAAAGCAUGUGCCCAAUAGUGUCAUGUACACUACAAAAGACGGGGAAUGUUACUACAGGUUUGGAGCACACACAUCUCUGCUGUCUGCUCAGGAGAUGAGACAACUCAUUAUUGUGGAAGAGGAGGAUAUUUUUAUGGAGGAAAUCAAACAACUUUCUAUGGAACUGGAACAACUAAAGUCUAAAUAAUUGGUGUCACAUGUCAGGGAGAUAAUUGUAUUCCUGUCCUGUAUCAUGUCUGAUGGAGAUAAGGGAGACAAUUGUAUUCCUGUCCUGUAUCAUGUCUGAUGGAGAUCAGGGAGAUAAUUGUAUUCCUGUCCUGUAUCAUGUCUGAUGGAGAUAAGGGAGAUAAUUGUAUUCCUGUCCUGUAUCAUGUCUGAUGGAGAUAAGGGAGAUAAUUGUAUUCCUGUCCUGUAUCAUGUCUGAUGGAGAUAAGGGAGAUAAUUGUAUUCCUGUCCUGUAUCAUGUCUGAUGGAGAUAAGGGAGAUCAUUGUAUUCCUGUCCUGUAUCAUGUCUGAUGGAGAUAAGGGAGACAAUUGUAUUCCUGUCCUGUAUCAUGUCUGAUGGAGAUAAGGGAGAUAAUUGUAUUCCUGUCCUGUAUCAUGUCUGAUGGAGAUCAGGGAGAUAAUUGUAUUCCUGUCCUGUAUCAUGUCUGAUGGAGAUCAGGGAGACAAUUGUAUUCCUGUCCUGUAUCAUGUCUGAUGGAGAUAAGGGAGACAAUUGCAUUCCUGUCCUGUAUCAUGUCUCAUGGAGAUAAGGGAGACAAUUGCAUUCCUGUCCUGUAUCAUGUCUCAUGGAGAUAAGGGAGAUAAUUGUAUUCCUGUCCUAUAUCAUGUCUGACGGAGAUAAGUGUAUCCCUUCACUAGUUUUCUGUGUUAUGGAGAUACCUUUUUGCCUGCCAUGUAUCAUGUGUAAAGGGAAACUACUGUUUCCCUUCCCUUUAUCAGAUGUAAGGGAGGUAACUGUAUCCUUGCCCUUGUCAGGCGUAAGAGAAAUAAUAACAUUCCUAUUUUUUAUCAUAUUUAAAGAAGAUAACUUUUUCUUUCAUCCUCCAUUGUGUAUAAGGAAGACAAUUCACUGUCCUGUGGUCUGCAGAAAGGAGAUAACCUAAUCUCUUAUUCUGUAUCACGUAUAAAGGAGAUAACUUUAUCAUUGGUCAGUAUUAAAUGCAAGGGAGAUAACUAUAUGCAUGUUCUGUAUCAUGUGUAAGGAUGUAUCUGUUUCCAUGACCUGAAUAUUGUGUUUGAGGAACAAUUCAAUUUGUGACAUAGCUUAAAUAGAUGACUUCAUCUGUCUGGUUCAAGUGGAAAGGAUGUAAGGAAUGUCUUCCUGUCGAUGUCUGAAUCUGGGAUCUUCUCAUAAAAACAAAGAAUAUUUAUCAUGUCAGUAAUGUAUACAUGUCAAAUCACUAAUUCAGAUUGACUCUUCACAUGCACUUCCAAGAGUUGAGUCGGAGAAUAUGAAUAUAUAACAGAAAAGAAUAGAUACAAUUAUCCCUCCCUUCCCUUUGAGAUAAGAUUUGGGAUAUUCAGGGAAAAAUAAGGUAUAAAAGCUACAGAUAUCAACAGUUCAAGAAGGAAAAUACUGUUCAGUAAACAUUUUUUUAGGUUAUCUGACACAAUGGGUCAAGAUGACAUAGAACUAUUGCUGUCGUGCAUGGUCCAUCAUCAGGCACUGUGUGUAAAUUGUCCUCUCUAAACUUUUCCUUCAUAACACUACUCCUGUGCAGUUUUCAACCAAAUUUGAUGUAAAACAUCAUUGGGAAUGAACAAUAUUUUCCUUAAUUUAAAGUUGGUUCGACAUCUAGGGACCUGUUGUUGGGGCCCAAAAUGGGGAAAUUUGUCAAUAUCUUACUUCAAAACACUACUCUUCCUUAAUGCCUGAUUGGAUUUGAGUCAAAUUUUGUCAGAAAUAUCAAUAGGGAUCAGCAAUAAGAUUCAGAAAGUUGAUUUGACCCCAAUGGUCUUAGGGGAAUUUCGACAAUCUUUUGCUUCAAAAUGCUACUUCUUAAUGACGCCUGGGUAAAUUUCACCCAAAUUUGGUCAGAAACAUUAUUAGGGAGUGGCAAUGAUAUCAGACAUGUAUGAAGGGAUCACGAUAUUGACCUGGCUAAGUUUUAGGUUUAGGUUGGAUCAAAAAUCCAAACAUGUCAUACUGAACACUUAGUCUGAGCUACAGUUUUAUUCACACCAUUGAUAAAACUAUUUAGAGUUUAAUUCAUUAAUGAAAAGAAACAGAUGAUAUGUUGUUUUACAGCCUGGUCCAAACUUUGUAGGUACAGUAACCAUUUUUAACAUGAUUGUGCAACUAAUUUUCAAGAACAAAACUUACCAUUUAUGAGUUUAUGAGACUUUCUAGGAAUGUUCAGAAUUUGAAUUCAUCAGAUUAUGUCAGGUCACCAUCAUUAAAUUCUGUGGUCUGUCCAUCGAAUGAUUGUCAGCUGACCAUUAAGGGCCAUGUCCCUGUUGUUUUUACCUCAAACAUGGAUUGCAGACAAAGAACAUCAAAAUUACGAUGACUUUCAUUUAGGACCAAGCAUUGUUUCUUAGUUAUUACAAAAAAUGUACA
Messenger RNA from Ylistrum balloti, 4869 nucleotides. RefSeq lists its product as uncharacterized. The record is from RefSeq and is a predicted model, not a curated record. Lineage: Eukaryota; Metazoa; Mollusca; Bivalvia; Pectinida; Pectinidae. Bases 112 to 2490 code for a protein of 792 amino acids. The transcript has 13 exons.